This is a messenger RNA of Penicillium hordei, 156 nucleotides long. RefSeq lists its product as uncharacterized. Lineage: Eukaryota; Fungi; Ascomycota; Eurotiomycetes; Eurotiales; Aspergillaceae. The coding region runs from base 1 to 156 and encodes 51 amino acids. The record is from RefSeq and is a predicted model, not a curated record. The transcript has a single exon.
AUGGCACUGAACAGUUUCGCAAAGGAUUCGACCUGGAACUGGAAGAAGGAAGUCGUCAUAGUCACUGGGGGUUCCAGCGGCAUUGGCGCUAAGGUUGCGUCGAAGCUCGGCGAGAGCGGCUCAACGGUCAUUGUUCUUGACAUUAACCUCCCUUAA